CCGGGAUGAGCCGUGGCGGCUGUUAACCCUACUCCGCCAGCCAGUCAGAAGCGGUAAAGGACAGCCCACCAAGGAAUUCGCAAAAAGUAGCUGUGCCGGUCGAAUUUCCCCCCAUCUUUUUGAAAAGCCCGGUGAACACCGCGAGAAGGUAUCGCACUCCAUCCUCCUCAGCAGCACAAUUGAAGCCCUCAGGACCUUCAUAGCCAAAUCGCAAAAAUGGCUGUUCCCGGCACCCAGAUUUCCAAGCGCAGAAAGUUCGUCGCUGAUGGCGUUUUCUACGCCGAGCUGAACGAGUUCUUCCAGCGCGAGCUCGCUGAGGAGGGCUACUCCGGUGUCGAGGUCCGCGUUACCCCGACCGUCACCGACAUCAUCAUCCGCGCCACCCACACCCAGGAGGUUCUCGGCGAGCAGGGCCGCCGCAUCCGUGAGCUCACCUCGCUCAUCCAGAAGCGCUUCAAGUUCCCCGAGAACUCUGUCUCCCUCUAUGCCGCCAAGGUCCAGAACCGCGGUCUCUCCGCCGUCGCUCAGUGCGAGUCCCUCCGCUACAAGCUCCUCAACGGUCUUGCCGUCCGUCGUGCCUGCUAUGGUGUCCUCCGCUUCAUCAUGGAGUCCGGCGCCAAGGGCUGCGAGGUCGUCGUUUCCGGCAAGCUCCGCGCUGCUCGCGCCAAGUCCAUGAAGUUCACCGAUGGCUUCAUGAUCCACUCCGGUCAGCCCGCUAAGGACUUCAUCGACUCUGCCACCCGCCACGUUCUCCUCCGCCAGGGUGUCCUCGGUAUCAAGGUUAAGAUCAUGCGCGGCUCUGACCCCGAGGGCAAGUCCGGCCCCCAGAAGUCUCUCCCUGACGCCGUCACCAUCAUCGAGCCCAAGGAGGAGCAGCCCGUUACCCAGCCCAUCAGCCAGGACUACGGCGCCAAGGCCGCUCAGGUCCAGGCUGCCGCUGAGGCUGCCCGCCAGGAGGAGCAGGCCGGUGAGGAGGAGGCCGCUGCCCCCGCCGCUGAGGAGUAGGAUAACCUC
This is a messenger RNA of Neurospora tetraspora, 1014 nucleotides long. Its product is annotated as cytoplasmic ribosomal protein subunit S3. Gene Ontology annotation, cellular component: cytosolic small ribosomal subunit; nucleus. The coding region runs from base 217 to 1005 and encodes 262 amino acids. Gene Ontology annotation, biological process: translation. The transcript is spliced from 2 exons. NCBI's taxonomy places the organism in Eukaryota, Fungi, Ascomycota, Sordariomycetes, Sordariales, Sordariaceae. Gene Ontology annotation, molecular function: RNA binding; structural constituent of ribosome. The record is from RefSeq and is a predicted model, not a curated record.